Messenger RNA from Strongylocentrotus purpuratus (purple sea urchin), 567 nucleotides. RefSeq lists its product as uncharacterized. The transcript is spliced from 5 exons. The record is from RefSeq and is a predicted model, not a curated record. Bases 63 to 536 code for a protein of 157 amino acids. Lineage: Eukaryota; Metazoa; Echinodermata; Echinoidea; Camarodonta; Strongylocentrotidae.
GAAGUGGAAAUCGGUCAACCCAUCUAGGUCCAUGGUUUGAAGACUGCAAAAGAGCAACAAUAAUGGAUACAAAAUCUGAUGUGUCUCUGCCACUUCUUCGAAAAAUUGACAAGAUUUUACAGCGAGACAGCACCAUGAAGAUCAGCCAUCACUCUCUAAUUCUAGAAGUGCUGAACAGGUGCAACCAAGGCUCAAUAGAUUUUCACUAUGAGCAUGCACAGAGACCAAAGUUGACACCGAGGAGAAAUAGAUCAAAGCCACAUCUUCCAAUGACGGCAAGAGACGGGUUUUCAUCACUGACCGACUAUCAGACCUACACUCAAAAUCUUACCUUCGAAAUCAGGGAUCAUUUCUCAGAGGUGGUUCGAAAGUUGACUGGAUAUCUGGCACAGAGGGAUGAUCAAUGUCAGCCAGAAAUAUGGGCAUCUUAUGAAGCACUUUUCUUCACUUCAACAAUACUAGAUAUUGAAAAGUUUUAUGUGGUGAGUUACAAUCUAAAUUACAUAUUCAGAAAUAAGACACAACCCAACAAAUAAUCACAUGUUCUUGCUUUCUCUUAACCACGAA